Molecule: messenger RNA, 189 nt
Organism: Clunio marinus
Lineage: Eukaryota; Metazoa; Arthropoda; Insecta; Diptera; Chironomidae
Source: the annotation of a GenBank genome assembly
AUGAAAGCUCCGAGACGGCUCAAGAAAAAUAAGCUUUGCGCCCACGAUCAAACGAGAAUAUUCGUGACUUCUAACAGUUGUUUUGUUACUUACUUUAAAGGAAUUAAAGGAAACUUUAAUGGCUUCUCUUAUGAAAUUGAAUUGAAUUUUCUCUUUUAUGGUGUUAAAAACAAGCAGCAAGCUUUGUGA